AAGUGGUGGUAUGUGGUAUAUAACAGUGGUAUAUAACAGGUGUAUAAAGACCAUUUCAGCUCUGGACUAAAGUUCUACAUCUUAAAUAGGCCGCUGAGAGAGAGAGAGAGAGAGAGAGAGACAGAGAGACAGAGAGACAGAGGGAAUAGGUCAGUGCUGUGUCUGGACCUUACAGCCUCACCAGAAGACAACAUGACCACACAGAGCCCAGUGGUGUCUGCACGCACCCUCUCCGAGGAGCAGUUCCAGUGCUCCAUCUGCCUGGAGGUGUUUGUGGAGCCCGUGUCCACGCCUUGCGGCCACAGCUUCUGCAAGGCCUGCCUGCAGGGCUACUGGGACCACAGCAAGAAGUUCCUCUGCCCCAUGUGCAAGAAGAGCUACAGCAAGCGGCCUGAGCUGUCAGUCAACCGCGUGCUCGCCGAGAUCGCCACCCAGUUCCAGGGGCUGUCCGUGCUGGAGGUGAGCGGCGGAGAGGGCUUUCCUGCCACCGCGGGGUCACCAGGUGCGUCGCCGGCGACGCUCAAGGGCAAGUCGAAGACUGGAGAUUUCGCCCAGGAGGGAGACAUACCAUGUGACUCCUGCAUCGGGAGAAAGCUGAAGGCUGUGAAGUCGUGUCUGAACUGCCCGGGUUCGUUCUGCGAGACACACUUGCGUCCGCACCGCAAAGUGAAGACACUGCAGUCCCACCGGCUGAUGCCAGCAGUCGCCCACCUGGAGGACAAGCUGUGCCGCAGACAUGAGCGCCUCCUGGAGGCCUACUGCCGCAAUGACUACAUCUGUGUGUGCCCCGAGUGCGCCGAGACCAGCCACAAGACACACGACAUUGUGUCCAUUGAGCGCGAGUGGAAGAAGAAGAUGAGUCAGGUGAACAAGAGGCGAUCGGAGAUCAAACACCUCAUGAAAGAGCGGGCCAAGAAGCUGGAUGAGAUCAAACAGUCCAUCAAGGUCAUCAAGUCCUCAUCCCAGAAGGAGCUGGAGGAGAGCUGGCAGGUGUAUGCGGAACUGCAGAAGGUUCUGGAACGGAGCCAGGCGGAGCUGGUGGAGGCCAUCACGGGGCGGCAGCGUCAGGCGGAGGAGCAGGGCCGGGAGCUGGCCCACAGCCUGGAGCAUGAGCUCGGACUCCUCAAGAGGCGCAGCAACGAGCUGGAGGCCCUCGCGCUCACGCAGGACAGAGUGCUCUUCCUACAGUUGCUUCCUACACUGCCUCCGCCACCUGAACCUUCUGAUUGGUCAGCAGUGUCUGUGAACACAGACCUGUACUUGGGCACAAUCAGGAAGUCGGUCAACUCCCUGGUGGACAAGUUCCAGGAUGAGCUCAAAAAGCUGCAUGGCAAAGAACUUGGGAAGCUGCAGAACUACACAAAUGAAAUAAUCCUUGACCCUGCCACCGCUCAGCGCAACCUGACCGUGUCGGAGGACGGCCGGCAGGUGCGCUACGAGGAGCACCGCGGCGGCAUGCACAGCUCGGACAGCCCCCGGCGCUUCAGCCCGGCCCUCUUCGUCCUGGGCCGCGAGGGCAUGUCGUCGGGCCGGCACUACUGGGAGGUGGAGGUGAGCCGCAAGACGUCCUGGACCCUGGGGGUGGCGCGUGCCACCGCCCGGCGCAAGGGCGAGAUCAGGCUGAACCCCGAGUGUGGGUUCUGGUGCCUCUGGCUGCGGGACGGGAAGUUCAAGGCGCUGACCACCAACCGGGUCACGCUGGAGCUGCCGGCGCCACCACAGAAAGUCGGCAUCUUCCUGGACCACGAGGCCGGGCGGGUGUCGUUCUACGACGUCAAGGCGCGCACACACCUGCACACCUUCCACACGGUCUUCAACGCGGAGACUGUCCACCCCAUCUUCAGUCCAUGCCCCAACCAUGAUGGCAAGAAUGGAGCGCCACUGGCCCUGACUACGGUCAAGCAUGGAUGAGUCCACAGCCAUGCUGAGGUGGAGGGACAAUUUUAUAUAUUGAAUGACAAACUCAAUGGAUUCCUUGAUUAUUUGUCGAUGGAUUCCUUGUCUGCACUCUUUCUUUAAACUUAAGGGAUCGUGAAAUACUAUCAUACCUACUGAGAACUAGGGCCAACAGACUAUAAUUAACUGCACUUGCAUUUACAACUGGUGAUGUAGGAGAUGGGUUUUCUAAUGUGGUAAUGGUAUCUAAUAACAAUACCUGAAAAACAAAGUUUUGUCCUAAAAUGGCUCUCACUACUAUGAACCCUACGUAUUCUGCCCUGUGCUGCCAUUACCAAAAAUCAAGACUUGUAUUCAAUAUAUGGUGAUGGGAUACAGUGCCUUAAAGUGACGUACAAUUCAGGUGCAUCUGACCAAUGAGACUUCUGUAUCUGUAGGCUUUUGUUUGACCUCUACUGCCCUUUUUUCAGUCCAUGUGUGAGGACCGCACAUCACUAUUACACUGUAACAUCAAUAUAUAUCCAUCUCCACUGAAUCAUAAAUAAUCAUCUUGUGAUACAGCAUUUUGUCUUUUUUUUUCAGAUAAUAUAUUGUUAGUGUUGUAUAUUGAUUUGUUAUAUUGUUAGUGUUGUAUAUUGAUGCACUUAAGAAGGGUUGAACUGGAUUCAAUUGUACUGAACUUUUUGCUCUCUUUUAAAAUAAAGUUUUUCAUGAACAAAAAAA
Molecule: messenger RNA, 2619 nt
Organism: Alosa alosa (allis shad)
Lineage: Eukaryota; Metazoa; Chordata; Actinopteri; Clupeiformes; Clupeidae
Gene: btr12
Product: bloodthirsty-related gene family, member 12
Exons: 8
Coding region: 193-1911 (572 amino acids)
Molecular function (GO): zinc ion binding; protein binding
Source: RefSeq, a predicted model, not a curated record